Messenger RNA from Saccostrea echinata, 3043 nucleotides. RefSeq names its product probable G-protein coupled receptor 139. The transcript is spliced from 2 exons. Gene Ontology annotation, biological process: G protein-coupled receptor signaling pathway. Gene Ontology annotation, molecular function: G protein-coupled receptor activity. The coding region runs from base 338 to 1552 and encodes 404 amino acids. The record is from RefSeq and is a predicted model, not a curated record. NCBI's taxonomy places the organism in Eukaryota, Metazoa, Mollusca, Bivalvia, Ostreida, Ostreidae. Gene Ontology annotation, cellular component: membrane.
CGUGUUUCUACAAUGUUUGAUAUUUAUAAGCAGAAGUAGAUUCAAUGUCAAAGGUCAAAUUAAAUAGUUGUUCAGACGCUUGAUUUGCUACACCUACAAUAUCACAGGGACAACACUACUCCGAUGUGGCGUAUGUUUGUUAGCUGUAUCAACAAGCGCGCACUUGAUCCAGAUCUCAUUCGGUACACGGCCUGAAAGGUUGCUUGGUUUCACGUUCUGGAUCCAUUCAUUAUUUCCUGGAUUUUGGAAAACAGAAACCAGCCUCAAAGAAUGGAUUGAUUUCAUCGGAACCUUCAUCUCUGGAUAAAUUAGGGCUAUAAAUGGAACAUCUGUCAUUAUGAUGUCCCCGCAACUUGACCAUCAGAAUCGGAGCCAAUACAAUAUUUCACACGAUGCACUACCGGACUAUGAUCUAGAGUGUCUGGAAAUCAUUAAUGGAUCUGUGUUUUACAAUCCGUGUCUUUGCAUCCAAGAACCGAAUUUCACCGUCCCAGAGGCAGAUAAUCCCGGCUACUUAACUAUCUUCUCCAUCUUAGCUCCGAUCAUCUCUGCAAUCGGAAUCGUUGGGAUAAUUUUAACAAUAAUUGUUCUUUCCCGGAAAAGUCUGUGCACAUCAACUAAUUGCUAUCUAAUCGCAUUAUCAGUUGCUGAUCUUGGAUUUCUUGUCUUUUUGUUUCCUCGAUUUUUUGAACGUUUCCUCACUGACGAAAAGGAUGGUUUUCUUUUUGGAAUAGUAUUCAACUACACAAGAAUUCCUUUAACGACGUUUCUCAGUGCAUCGGUGUGGAUAAAUGUUGUCUUGGCCGCUGAGCGAUAUGUCGCCAUUGUUCACCCCCUGAGAGCAAACAUGAUCUGCUCCAUCAGAAGAGCACGUUUUGUUAUCAUUACUGUCUUUGUGUAUUCCUUUGUAAUCCGGAUACCUUACUUUUUCGAGAACAAGAUUGAGACCGUGAGACACGAACCUGACUGUGGUGGACCAACAGUAACAUACUCACACACGGCACCCUGGUUAUUCGUGGACCCCAAAGAAAAAGAGAUUUAUCGCUGGGUUGUAGAUUGCACUUUAUCAGCCAUACUACCUUUCUUGUUCCUUUUAAUUUUAAAUACUAGACUGAUUUACGAAAUCCGGGCGUCUACAAAAUACAUCAGAAACAAUGUUGGACUAGACCAUUCGAUGCAAAGAGUUUUGUCAAAUGAGCAACUGAAAAUUUCAGUCAUGCUAGUAUGUUUGAUAAUUAUUUUCUUUGUAUGCGAGGCACCGUAUGUCGUAAUGAAUGCUUUUCUUUACAAAAGUAACUUUGACAGACACACCUUUUAUAUUCUUCUGUAUAUAGCUAUUUUUCUCAUGCCGCUGAAGUCUACAUUUAAUUUUAUUCUGUACUGCUGGUUCAGUGAGAGAUUCUGGGAAACACUAAAACAAAAACUAUGUUUUACAAUCUGUAACCAAGGUCGGCGGAAUUUCAGUACAUCCCGAACAUCAAACUUCAGUGGUGUAUUAAUGACGUCAAAUGGAAGCAAGCGACGUCAUGAUCUGCCUGAACAUGUCGUGUAAUGUAAUUAUAGAGUUGUUUAGUAAUCUGCCUCACUCCUUCUACAAUAUACAAUCAUAUAUUAUAACACAGCAAGCUUUAAUAUCAAUAUCAUAGGGCAUAAAGGAAGAAUUGUUAUUCACAUGUUUAUUGUGGUAUUAUAUUGUUGUCAUGUACCACAGACUUUCUAGACAUAAAGAUAUGUAUUAUUUUCAUUUAAUCUGUCUCAUUCACAUUAUGUAUUUUCAUCAAGAAACAAGUUUACCUUCUCAAAACUAUGUACAAGGUGCAUUUGUUCCUCUUUUGUAAUGCUUACAGUCUUAAAAUUUUAAAAUAUAUAUGUAGAUUGAUUUGAAAAGAAAAUAAUAAUAAAAAAAUGAAUUCAGAAUAUUCUUUCUCAAUAUUGAAAAUCAGUUACAAUACAUUUAGAGAUAUAUUUGCUUAUUCAUCAGUUGUUUGCUGAUAAAUGCAGUGUAAUGUAUAUUAUAGAUGUAUCUUCCAAAAUCUCAAGCGUAGAUGAUAUAUUUUGAUUACAAGUAUUUUAAAGCUGUUUAAGUUAUUACCAUAUAUCUUGUUUCGAUUGUUGUUGUGUAAGAAUACUUAGUACCAGAAUAAUCAACCAAAAUACGAAAGAUUCUCAAAUGUUUAUUUUUUAUUUCAUGCAUCUCAUUGGAAAUCUCUCAUUAUUGCAAGGUCUGAACAAGGAAAUUUAAAUACAGUAUAAUUCAUAGUAAGCGUAUUAUUAAUGUUUUUUUUGUUAUUUAUGACAACUAUAACCCUUCUGUAGUUGUUAAUACUUCGAUCUUGAACUUCUCUACUUCCAAAUUUUACAGUUUAUCCAUAGAAAAGUUACCUCCUAUUUAAAUAUAUUUCUGUCAAGGUCAGUGACAUGUAAAAUUUAAAUUACAAAGCGGUAGAUAGCAAAUUACAUAGCCUUUUUAUGUUAUAAACAGUUCUGUAGUUCUCUGUCGAUGUUUGAUUAAAAUUACCUUACCUGAUUGCCUGCAUUCCUUGCUACUACAUAGGUCCCUAAUUCAAACCACCUUAAAGCUACUGAAUUAGAUGUAAUUUUUCAUUAUGUGAAGUGUUUACUCUUAUCCUUCAGAUGGGGUAUAUAAACUUGAUUAUUAGUUGACGAAACAAGGACAUCAACAGUCUCAAUAAAGUCAACAUUUUGCAAAUUCUAUAUUCUGUACAAUGAUCUUGUAAGCAAAUACAAUCUACUGUUUGGUCUAAUGUUGACCGACUUCUUUCAGAGAAAUUGUAAGACCAUUAUUUUCACUCCAAAUAGUCUACAGAUUUUUCCGUUUUCCCGAUCAUGACGAGGGGCACACGAUGGGUGUGACCGGUUGGCUGGGAAUGCUCACUUCUCCAUGGCACCUGAUCCUUUCUCUAAUGUUUUUAGAGGUUUGUGUUUGCUCUACUCAUAAUUUGUAUUUUAGAAGCACCUUUUAAACAUAUCGUAUGUAAUAUGCAAAGAUCUACUGUUAUUGAAAUAAACAUCAUGAAUGGGA